Molecule: messenger RNA, 2686 nt
Organism: Euleptes europaea (tarantolino)
Lineage: Eukaryota; Metazoa; Chordata; Lepidosauria; Squamata; Sphaerodactylidae
Gene: MIOS
Product: meiosis regulator for oocyte development
Exons: 10
Coding region: 28-2658 (876 amino acids)
Biological process (GO): positive regulation of TORC1 signaling; cellular response to amino acid starvation
Cellular component (GO): cytoplasm
Molecular function (GO): protein binding
Source: RefSeq, a predicted model, not a curated record
CUCUUACACCAAUUAGUGGGAGGAGCCAUGAGUGGCUCUAAACCUGACAUUUUGUGGGCUCCACAUCAUGUUAAUAGAUUUGUUGUUUGUGACUCUGAGCUGAGCCUCUACCACAUCGAAUCCGCUGUAAGUUCUGAACUCAAAGCAGGAUCACUGCGUUUAUCAGAAGAAACAACCGCCACUCUGUUGUCCAUUAAUUCUGACACCCCGUAUAUGAAAUGUGUGGCUUGGUACCCCAAAUACGAUCCCGAAUGUCUCCUGGCAGUUGGGCAGGCCAAUGGCCGAGUUGUCCUUACUAGUCUUGGCCAAGAUCACAAUUCAAAGUCCAAGGAAUUGAUAGGAAAAGAAUUUGUUCCAAAGCAUGCACGGCAGUGCAACACCUUAGCAUGGAAUCCACUGGACGGCUAUUGGCUUGCUGCUGGCCUGGAUAAACAUCGAGCUGAUUUCUCAGUACUAAUUUGGGACAUCAGUAGCAAAUACACUCCAGAAAUUCCAGUUGCGACUGAAAAGGUCAGGCUUUCCUCUGGAGACACUGAAGGAGGGCUGGUUGUGACAAAGCCGCUUUACGAAUUGGGGCAGAACGAUGCUUGCCUUUCUCUUUGUUGGCUUCCACGGGACCAAAAGCUUCUUUUAGCUGGAAUGCAUCGAAACCUGGCUAUCUUUGACCUUAGGAAUAUAAGCCAAAAAAUGUUUGUGAAUACCAAGGCUGUUCAAGGAGUCAGUGUUGAUCCAUUUUUCCAUGAUCGUGUGGCUUCCUUCUAUGAAGGUCAGGUUGCCAUAUGGGAUCUUAGAAAGUUUGAAAAACCUGUUUUGACCCUAACGGAACAACCGAAACCCUUAACCAAAGUGGCAUGGUGCCCUACAAGGACGGGAUUGCUAGCUACUUUGACCAGAGAUAGUAAUAUCAUCAAACUCUAUGACAUGCAGCACACUCCCACGCCGAUAGAUGAAACCGAACCUACAAUCAUCGAGAGAAGCGUGCAACCCUGUGAACAUUAUAUUGCUUCCUUUGCGUGGCAUCCCACAAAUCAAAACCGAAUGGUGGUGGUAACUCCAAACAGGACCAUGUCGGACUUCACUGUGUUUGAAAGGAUCUCUCUUGCAUGGAGUCCAGUUACCUCUUUAAUGUGGGCGUGCGGGAGGCAUUUGUAUGAGUGCACCGAAGAGGGAAAGGCCAGUACCCUUGAGAAAGACAUUGCCACCAAAAUGCGUCUAAGGGCUUUAUCCAGAUAUGGCCUUGACACAGAACAGAUCUGGAGAAACCAUAUUCUGGCAGGAAACGAUGACCCCCAGCUGAAGUCGCUCUGGUACACUCUGCAUUUUAUGAAGCAGUAUACAGAGGAUAUGGAUCAGAAAUUCACAGGAAACAAGGGCUCCUUAGUGUAUGCGGGCAUCAAAUCCAUUGUGAAAGCAUCUAUGGGAACGACAGAAAACCUCAGGCAUAGUCGGAGCGGGUCUGACCGACAGGCAGAUAUUAUUCAGUAUCUAAGCGAGGAGAGAUUGCUGGCUUUGCAGCUUUGCGGCUGGAUCAAGAAGGGCACGGAUGUCGACGUGGAGCCUUUCCUAAACAGCAUGGAACAAGAAGGAGACUGGGAGCGAGCUGCUGCCGUGGCGCUCUUCAACUUGGACAUACGACGAGCAAUACAGAUACUGAACAAAGGAGCUUCUUCAGGAAAAGGCGAUCUCAAUCUCAACGUCGUGGCCAUGGCAUUAUCAGGCUACACAGAUGAAAAGAACUCCCUGUGGAGAGAGAUGUGCAGCACUCUGCGGUUGCAGCUCAACAACCCUUACCUGUGUGCCAUGUUUGCAUUUCUGACGAGCGAGUCGGGUUCCUACGACGGGGUUUUGUAUGAAAGCAGUGUAGCUGUACGAGACAGAGUGGCAUUUGCUUGUAAAUUCCUCACUGACACUCAGUUGAAUAGAUUCCUUGAAAAGCUAACGAGUGAAAUGAAAGAAGCUGGGAACCUGGAAGGAAUACUCCUGACAGGACUAACAAAGGAUGGGGUGGAUUUAAUGGAAAGUUAUGUCGACAGAACGGGAGACGUUCAGACGGCAAGCUAUUGUAUGUUACAGGGUUCUCCCUCUGAUGUGCUUAAAGAUGAGCGGGUUCAAUAUUGGAUUGAAAACUACAGGAAUCUCUUGGAUGCAUGGAGGUUUUGGCACAAACGAGCAGAAUUUGACAUCCACAGGAGUAAGCUGGAUCCCAGCUCAAAACCUUUAGCCCAGGUGUUUGUCAGCUGCAAUUUUUGUGGAAAAUCCAUCUCCUACAGCUGCUCAGCCAUUCCACAUCAGGGUCGAGGUUUCAGUCAGUAUGGGGUCAGUGGAUCCCCAACGAAAUCCAAGGUCACAAGUUGUCCUGGUUGCCGCAAGCCCCUCCCUCGCUGUGCACUUUGUCUAAUAAAUAUGGGAACUCCAGUUUCCAGCUGCCCAGGAGGAUCCAAGUCGGAUGAAAAGGUAGAUCUCAGCAAAGAUAAAAAACUCGCUCAGUUCAACAACUGGUUUACUUGGUGCCACAACUGCAGGCAUGGUGGUCAUGCUGGGCACAUGCUGAGUUGGUUCAGAGAUCAUACUGAAUGCCCUGUCUCUGCAUGUUCAUGCAAAUGUAUGCAGCUGGACACAACAGGGAAUCUCAUCCCAGCAGAGAUGGUCCAGCCAUAAAACAGCAGAGCUUGAACAAGGACCUUCA